AUGAGUUUGCAGUGUGAAUUGACCGCUUACCUGAAGGACUUCCUCACACAACAGUGGACACGGAAACAGCUACCCAGGGGCCUUGAGCAAGGUUGGAAGGACUAUUUGGAAGACCCAGGAGCCAACAGAUACCCCGGGUUGAAAUCUUUUUUGGCCGUCCGUCUAGGCACAAUUGAAACUGCGAGCCACUACGAGAAUCGAAAACCGAAGGGUUGGCUCGCUAGAAGCUUGCAGCAGCUGUCACCGGACGAGGUCCAAGAGAUUCUGUCCAACCUCGAGCAGACGGUCCCGCAUCCUACGGUCACGAAAGUACUGAACCGAAUUAUGGCGACAUGCCCACCAGGCAUACAACGGCCUGCUCAUGUAGAGCAUCCCCCGAUACUACAAGGACAAAGCACGACAGUCGCGACUCCUGGAAAUACUUCCGAGGCGAGAGAUCGAGAUUCUCGUGAUAGUCCACACGCUUCGAGCGACGUCGACCUCGCAACGAAUAUAAGAUACCAACAGCCAGCACUAGCUGUUACGGCUGGGCAAAAGUUUGACAACGGUUGUCCUAAAGGUCUUACCAUGGUCUUUCCUCCAUUUAUCUGUAGUGCUAUUAGGAAAAUUGGUGCUGCGGAUGGCACCAAAGUCGCGGAUGGCACCAAAGUCGCGGUCACGAUGAUAUUUCCGUACCAGCAGGACGGAAGCAUUCACUGCCUCUGUAGCUUGAGUAUAAUACCAAGCAAGCUCGUCAUAAUUGCGAAAGAAGUGAUGGAUGUGAUACUUGACAUCGAAGGUGGGAUGUUGUACGUUGUCAGCGAGAAGGGUUGGAAAGUCCUUCCUUGUCCAAGUAUGACCCUGCAGGGUGCACCGAAGGGAGGGAUCCGUUUUCUGGGGGACAGAGCGUCCGAUGCAAUUGAAACCAGCCCCCAGCGAAAGGAUGAAUUAAACAGAUCGAUUAUUCACACGUCUAGUGUGACAUUGAAUAUCAGCCAUAACCCGGAUGAUGACGGGCAACUUAACCUCAAUUUCGGACUCGAAGCUGGAUUGAAGAUCCGGGCACUGCUUUACCCUGAUAAAUAA
This is a messenger RNA of Metarhizium robertsii ARSEF 23, 1065 nucleotides long. RefSeq lists its product as uncharacterized. The record is from RefSeq and is a predicted model, not a curated record. NCBI's taxonomy places the organism in Eukaryota, Fungi, Ascomycota, Sordariomycetes, Hypocreales, Clavicipitaceae. The transcript has 2 exons. Bases 1 to 1065 code for a protein of 354 amino acids.